AUGUCUUCCUCCAAGCCUCUCCACACUUACCACCGUCUCUCCAAAUCUAAAUCCAUUGACAGGGUGGAUUUCAAUCCUUCAAUUCCUAGGGCUCUUAGGACCCGUCCUUCUUCCUCUGUUCCUGUUGGAGAUUCCUCUCCUUUUGUGUCUUCUGCGGCUGCCUCCUUCUUUGAUGGGGUUGUCUAA
This is a messenger RNA of Prunus armeniaca (apricot), 186 nucleotides long. Lineage: Eukaryota; Viridiplantae; Streptophyta; Magnoliopsida; Rosales; Rosaceae. The record is from the annotation of a GenBank genome assembly.